AUGAGCCUCGUGCUUACCUCUGGCGCCUCCAGGCCCCCGGUCGUUGAGGUUGUCGACUUGACUGAAACGCCGCCACCAUCGCCGCCGUCUUUGGGCCAUAUCGCAAGCGGAAGUCGAAAUAGCAUUGGUCAGCCUUUGCUUGAGGCACAACGCCAGCAACAUGACCGCGUUUCUGCGGGUGAAGAACCGCCGUUCAAAAAGAGACGCGUGGACCUCUCCUGGGCCGAGAAGCAAACAACUGCCUGCCAACAGGUCUCGCCGUAUGUCAGCCGAGGCUUGGCGGACCUAUCAUCAUCCGACUAUAUAAUUGAUGAGAUUGCGAUAAGAGCCGUUUCUAUAUUUGCCAAGGAUCCGGUGUUUAUUUCCCGAUUGGAUGAAAACGACUAUGCACUGCCUGCCAACGAUGAGUGGACGGCUAUAAAAGCCAAAAUGAUUGUUACAGAUUUAUCUCGGAAACCUGAAUAUCAACUUCAUCCAGUGACAGAGCCAGCAGCCGCCGAGUAUCACUUCGUGCCAGUGGAGGGUCCACCGCCAACGCAGGGCGAAGAUGCGCCUGAGGUGCAUAUGCCAGACGUCCAACAGCUGGAGACGCCCAAAACCGACAUACUCGAAAGUACUACACCUGCAAUGCACUGGAGCCGCUGGAAGCCGCUUCCCAGAUGCGGUCCAUCGUCAAACGCAUGGUUUGCUCUCGAACAACGACCUUACCAAACAGCAUCGGAUCGCGACCUCAUUGCGAAAGGUGCCAGCUUAUACCGUGACCUACAACAAGAGAUGAGUGAGCCAAUGGUCUACCAUGUGGAUUUCACUUCUGAUGAGAUUCGGCAAAUCAAGGAGUGCCUUUCGAAAUAUCUUCCUCCAAAUGCCCCUGCUAUUCCUGAGAACUUGGCGCGGCUAUGCCUUCAGUUUGAUGUUCCUUCAAUCAAUGGCACCACCCUGCCUUAUCGAACGGUUAAGGAUAUUCGGAAUUACUGCUCAGAUGUACUCGCGAACAAGGCGACACCACCUGAUAAAGCUCAAAUUCUGACGCUAGAUCCAAGCGUUCAGGAUCCUCGAUCUCAGCAGGAGAGUAGGCGUGCUAGUCGAUUGGCAACUUUGCUGCUGGCCCGUGAAACAGAAGGAAACCGUGGGUUUGGGUCGAUGCGUCAAUAUGAGAACUUUCAAAACGAAUUCAAAAAGGUCCAUGAGGAUAGCCUGACUCUGGUUGCAGAAUACACAAACUGUGCCGGAGACAUUGCGACGACAACCUGGGUUCCGGAUUGCAAUGUUCUAUGCGGCACGACGGUGCACUCUGAUAGCCAUAAUCAACAAUAUAACAAGCCUGGGAACUUGCUGCUUUGUUCGACCAAGUUGGGUCAGCUGAAGGCGUUUCCCGACCAUCGGAUUCCGCGACCGCUGGUUGACAAGGGAGAAAAUUCCACCGUGGCCAUGCGCCAAAGCCAAGAUCCGUGGCUCUACUCAUCAGUCGUGUGCUCUGAUUACGACCAUGUUCUUGGCUUGGCAUACACUUCCAGCUUCGACAAAACAGUCAAAGUUUGGAAGGUUGAUGAGACGGGCAGCAACAUGACGGCGUUGGCUACUUGGUAUUUUGGGGGCAACGUCAACUUUGUUGCCGCGGCCAAGGACGGCUCUGGACGCGUUGCUGCUGCGGCCGACGUCCCAACGGAGGCUGUUCGAGUAUAUACCAUCAACAGGAACGACAUUGCGAAUAGCUCCUACGUGUCUUUUUCUUGCACGCGUACCGAUGCUGAUGACUCUGAUAAGUGGGCAUAUUAUCCUGCCACUUUGCAAUGGGGCCGCUGCUGGAGGAGCAGGCAUCUGCUAGCUGUGGGAUACUCUCCUCGGAGCUUUUCUGGAGAAGACCUUGACAUCCCAGAAGACAAGCGGAACUCGGGAGAGAUCACUCUCUGGGACGCCGCGCUGAACCAACGAGUUACUGUUCUGACAGCGACAACGGCCAACUUUUUCGAGGUGGUUUGGCAUCCCACGUUGCCGAGAUUCAUCGCAGCAACCUCACCCUCUCAGUUGAAAGUUGUACCUGGCGUGCGGACACAGAUCCAUCUGUUUAGAGAACAAGAUGGCGCCUAUGCCGAAUAUCACAACCUUGACUGCUUUGCAGCAGAUAUAAACGAACUGACAUUCAUGCCCAACUCCUCAAGUCAUGCAUAUGUCACUGCAGCGUGCACAGAUGGUAAAGUGUACGUCUGGGACACUGCUCAAGGAGACAGCCCUGUGCACAUACUGCAGCACGGCCGCCCUUUGGACGAGUACUAUGAAGACCGAGAGAAGGAAGAUACCGGAGUGAAGUUUACGGCUUGGGGGAAUAAUUUGGAUCGAUUUUACACAGGCGCCAGCGACGGGACUGUCAAGGUGUGGAAUGUGCGUAACAAGCGCAAGCCAUACUUGCGAACCCUCCUAGAAGCUCCUGGUCCUAUCUCAUGCGGCUCUUUUUCUCCUGACCUACGAAAAUUAGUCGUUGGAGAUGCUACGGGCCGAGUGUUUUUGUUUUCUAUUGACAAGGAAGACGAGCCAGAGGCACAUUUCAUUACGAUCCCAGGUGUAGACCGCCAGCUUCGACGCCCUACGCCAUUUAUACCACACCCCGACCCAGAGCCUCCAGCCCGGAAUCCAGCAGGUCCGGAAGGCGUUUACGACGAUGAAGAUACCCAUAUUGCUGAUUUAGUGAAGCGUACUUUUCUAGACACAAGACAGAUUGUGAUCAACCCAAAUCCUACCAUUGGCGCCGUACAAGGGCCAGAAUAUGCCGCAACAGGUCUCUUCCGCCGAGAGGCGCACCUGAAUGAAGAUCCAGCAGGCCAUUUACUCAGCUACUUUGAAAGAAACCAGAGACAGAGCAUCGAAGCCAGCCGCGGUGGGUUCGCCCGCUCGGUACGCAGACUCCGCGACCCUGGAGAAGCAAAUGCCGUGAUGCAAGGUCGGCACUAUACAAACAGGACGCAGGAGCUGGAUAUAGAAGCCAUUUCUGCGGAUGAUCUUACGGAUUUACUUGCUUGCAAGGCGGAGUUGACGAUGAGUGAGGUGGAUUGCGGGUUUGUAUAUGAGGAAUUGCCGGAGGAGCAAGAAGAAGAGCAAGUAGAGGUGGAUAUGGAUACAGUGCAAUGCAAUGGGCUGCGAGCGGAUAGAUUGGGAGAUACCAUGAUAUACAGGUGA
Trichoderma gamsii is the source of this 3171-nucleotide messenger RNA. RefSeq lists its product as hypothetical. Gene Ontology annotation, cellular component: TORC1 complex; TORC2 complex. NCBI's taxonomy places the organism in Eukaryota, Fungi, Ascomycota, Sordariomycetes, Hypocreales, Hypocreaceae. The record is from RefSeq and is a predicted model, not a curated record. The transcript has 3 exons. Gene Ontology annotation, molecular function: protein binding. Gene Ontology annotation, biological process: regulation of actin cytoskeleton organization; TOR signaling. Bases 1 to 3171 code for a protein of 1056 amino acids.